GCUGCUACUGAACCGUUUGGCUCUUUUCUCUACUAGCGAGCAAACCUACAAUCUAGACCCAACUGUACAUCCAGCUCAUUUUUAAGGGGAUUUAUUACUAUAUAUGCCCGUGUUUCCAAAACACAUCGGUCAUUGGGGAUUCCUAGCCCCGCUCGGCCGGGUCUAAAGGCAGUUAUAACGCUUUUUUCGAGGUGUAAUUAGAGCUAGAAAACAACGGUGGUGGAGGAGAUUCCAUAUUAGGAGCACAGAGGAGAAGGCACCCCCCCUUGUGUGAUUUGGAGCUUUUGGUUCUGGGCCCAUGGUACAAGGUCCUGACUGAAUACACUGGUGGUGCAGACAGACUUACUACUGUGGCUAGGUUUGUGCGUGCUGACCUCAUGGUGUAACAGGAGUAAAGAUGAGCAUUAGCAGUGAUGAGGUCAACUUCCUGGUCUACAGAUACCUACAGGAGUCAGGGUUCUCCCACUCAGCGUUUACCUUUGGUAUAGAGUCUCACAUCAGCCAGUCCAACAUCAAUGGUGCUCUGGUUCCCCCUGCUGCCCUGAUCAGCAUCAUCCAGAAGGGCCUGCAGUACGUGGAGGCUGAAGUCAGCAUCAAUGAGGAUGGCACGUUAUUUGACGGCCGGCCCAUUGAGUCCCUGUCCCUGAUCGAUGCGGUGAUGCCCGAUGUGGUUCAGACGAGGCAGCAGGCUUACCGAGACAAAAUGGCCCAGCAGCAGGCCGCGGCUUCAGCGCCAGCGUCGGCCACCGGGGGCAGCAUCGCGGGCAAUGCCAAGAAUGGAGAGAACACUGCCAACGGGGAGGAGAACGGAGCCCACGCCUUAGCAAAUAAUCACGCAGACCUGAUGGAAGUAGAUGGAGAUGUGGAGAUCCCUCAGAACAAAGCCAUGGUCCUGAGGGGCCAUGAGUCAGAAGUCUUUAUCUGUGCCUGGAACCCAGUCAGCGACCUGCUGGCAUCGGGGUCUGGCGAUUCGACAGCUCGUAUUUGGAACCUGAGUGAGAACAGUACAAGCAGCUCCACACAGCUGGUCCUGAGGCACUGCAUACGAGAGGGAGGACAAGAUGUCCCCAGCAACAAAGACGUCACCUCACUAGACUGGAAUAGCGAGGGAACGCUGUUAGCGACAGGCUCCUAUGACGGCUUUGCCAGAAUAUGGACAAAAGAUGGUAACCUGGCCAGCACUCUGGGCCAGCACAAAGGUCCCAUCUUUGCCCUUAAGUGGAACAAAAAAGGCAAUUUUAUCCUGAGCGCAGGAGUAGACAAGACAACAAUCAUAUGGGAUGCUCAUACAGGAGAAGCCAAACAGCAGUUUCCUUUCCACUCAGCUCCGGCACUAGACGUGGACUGGCAGAGUAACAAUACGUUUGCCUCCUGUAGCACAGACAUGUGCAUCCACGUCUGUAAACUGGGACAGGACCGACCCAUUAAAACAUUCCAGGGACACACAAACGAAGUAAAUGCAAUCAAGUGGGAUCCAACAGGGAACCUUCUAGCCUCCUGCUCAGAUGACAUGACGCUGAAGAUCUGGAGUAUGAAGCAGGACUCGUGUGUCCACGACCUGCAGGCCCACAGCAAAGAAAUCUACACCAUCAAAUGGAGUCCCACUGGCCCUGGAACAAACAAUCCCAGCGCUAACCUCAUGCUAGCCAGUGCAUCGUUUGAUUCCACAGUCCGUCUUUGGGACGUGGAUAGAGGCAUCUGCAUCCACACGCUGACCAAACACCAGGAGCCCGUCUACAGUGUGGCUUUCAGCCCCGACGGGCGCCAUCUGGCCAGCGGCUCUUUUGACAAAUGUGUGCACAUCUGGAAUACACAGACGGGAGCUUUAGUCCACAGUUACAGAGGAACGGGGGGAAUCUUUGAGGUCUGCUGGAACGCAGCCGGGGAUAAAGUGGGAGCCAGCGCAUCAGACGGAUCCGUGUGUGUAUUAGACCUUCGGAAAUAGUGCUGCCGUUUGUUGGAAGCCAUGGACCGACCAUGAAUGUGUACAUAGCCAAAUGACUGUCCCUGCCUGCCCUGCCCUGCGUACUGCUCAUGCUUACGACUUCGGCCCCGCCCACCGACAGGAAGCAGGGAACAGGAACAGGAAGCGAGCACCCGACACAGCAGGUCCAGACACGGGGAUGAACGGACACACAGAUGGAUAAACGUGCGGAUGGACGCGGCCCUCUCUGUCUGCGCAGACUCUUAAAGAGAUGCAGGAGGGACGCGGCGAAAAACGGAAAAAAAAAACAAAAAACUGAUAGACAAAAAAAAGUUACAGAUCCGUAUAUGUACCAAAAUUUGGAAGCUGUUUUGCUUUUUUCGAUCUUUAAACCAUGCUCAUCGUCAUCAAAAUGAAAAACUAUGAAAAAGUGUUGAUCUUUGUUACUAGUUGGAUCUCUUUGUGCGGACAUAUCUCCACAACAAAAAUAGGAUGGCACUUAGUUUUUUUAAAAUUUCAGAUCUCUUGUUUCAAUGUUUUUAUAUUUUCUAUCAUCGUGGGGAAGUGGUGCAGGGUGUGGGGGGGGGCUCGGUUAGGUUUUACAUGCUUAGGACGACAGACACGCAGGCAGACAUACUCGAACACACGCCAAACCGUUAAGAAGAGCAGCAUCCCGCCUCGAUUUCCAAACAGCGAAAGGUUUUUCUUCUUCGUGUGUUUCAGUGACUCCUGCCUGCAGCUGUGAGCGGGUCCUGUGGUUAAAUGCAGUACGGAAAGGUUCCUCCUUCGUGCUUCUACACAGGCACAUCAAACAGGCCACGAUCCUUUUACCCCUCUGAUGAAAACAUUCUGACUGUUGCCUUCAGGAAGUCCCGGCCCAAACACACAAAUGUACAAGAAUAACUACGCAAACAUCUUGACCGUCUCAGACCUAAAGUGUGCUACUGAAAGAACUCAGCAUCACAGAGUCUGUGCUGCCGGACUCUGUGAUACCUGCCGAGGGCCGAGCCAAAGAAAGCUGAGAGUGUCGCCGCAUCCAAGACAGUUACAUAAAUAAAUACGCGGUGCCCAACGUGGAAACGUUUGCUUUCUUAUUGGCUGGACGGCUGUUGUAGAGUUAAAGUCAGAUGGUGUGCACGUUUAGCCUCGUAGCUCCUUGUUUGCAUCAGUUUCAUUCUGGUACCGGUGAAGCUGAUGGAAACGAACCAUUACAUCAUUCUGACUCAUCGCUGACAGCUGUUCCUUUUUUCUUCCAAAUGUGACAUCAUCAGCAGGAAGUGUGCACAUGCUUCCUGCUGAUAAUAAUCAUAACUCCCUUUUUACGUUAAGGCGUCCACAUUGAGUCUACACGCCAGUGCCACUGACAGCAUUUAGACCUGUGCAGUGUGCCUCUGUUUCACUGCAGUUCUGCCGCCUGAACACUAGGUGGCGAUGGAGUUUCUUUCUUUGAGUUGAUCCAUUCUCUCCCAGCUGAUCUGAAAAAUGGAGGCAUUAGUAAUAGUGGCCAGAAAUGCGUACAUUGAAUCAAUGACGGCGAAGAGGCCACGAACAUCGUGCCCUACGGUGAUGCAGCAAGUUAUGAUGUUAGUUACGGCCGUUAUAGCGUCUCUGUGGAGUGUGACGCCACUGUUAGGUGGACCAUCUAAAACAGAUGUCAAACUCCCGGCUCCGCCCCCUACUUCCGGCCUGCGAAUUGAUGUCAAAAAUAAGAUACAAUUUGGCCCUUUAAGUUACUUUUUUGACAUUUCGCCUUCCCCUCCAAUUAAGAGGGUUAAGCAGGCUGAGAGUUUGACACCCCUGAUCUGUUUCAGAAUGAUAGAAAAUGGCAGGAAGUACAUGAGGUCCAUUGUACAGAGUACUUUCAGACGCUGCCUCAGUCUGCUCUAAAAAUCCACUUUAAUCAAAGUUCCCAGCUCAGCUCUGAAAACAGUCAUUCCUUGGCUUUGCCCUCCCAGUGGCUUCAGAAAAGUCCCUAAAAUAUUUUUAUAAUCAAAACUUUAGGGUUUUUGUUUUUUUUUUAAAACAAUUUUUUAAAUAAAUGGUCAGAUUGUCCCUGGCAGGCAGGCGGGCUGCUCAGAGCGACCCUUUAGAUCAGGAGGAACUCAUCAGAGGCACCGAAGGACAAACACACAGCUAAGAAGUCACAGCGUGACAGUUUUGGUGAAUCCAAAGUAAAACAUGAAGCUGCAUCUUUUAGCUCAUCGCCCUCUCUCCAUCGUUCUUGGUUCUUAAGCACCAAAAAUUCAGCUUAAAUUUUCGUGUCACGGUCCCUGCUGACGGCGUUUUAUACUCUUUUAAAGACAGAUUUAACGUUUUUGUAAUUUCUUUGUAGAUCUGAAGAAAAAAUGUGAAUUGAUUUAUUGGCAGUGUUAAUUUCCAUGUUGAAUAAAUUUUAAAGGUUUGUCUUUGUUACUCUGAUGCAGACAGUAAAGGUCGACCCUGUAAUGUAAGGCUUUCUGCGCUGAGCUGUCAUUAUGAAGGCACCUUGCCUGGGGAGUGUUUUCCCAGGACCGGAUCACCACUAAAUUUAUGUUUUAAUAAAGAAAUGUUUUACUUUUUA
Messenger RNA from Archocentrus centrarchus (flier cichlid), 4484 nucleotides. RefSeq names its product TBL1X/Y related 1a (gene tbl1xr1a). Gene Ontology annotation, molecular function: transcription corepressor activity; protein binding. The record is from RefSeq and is a predicted model, not a curated record. Gene Ontology annotation, biological process: regulation of transcription by RNA polymerase II. NCBI's taxonomy places the organism in Eukaryota, Metazoa, Chordata, Actinopteri, Cichliformes, Cichlidae. The coding region runs from base 398 to 1945 and encodes 515 amino acids. Gene Ontology annotation, cellular component: histone deacetylase complex. The transcript is spliced from 16 exons.